UCCCAUCUCCGGUUUGGGGGGUGAUUUCUGAUCUGCAUUGUGACUGCAGAGCAACUGGCCAUGCACCCUGGGUUCCCUGCGGCCCCUGGGGUCUCUGAGCCAGGGCCCCGAGAGCUGUGCGCCUUUGUGAGCGGGGCUUCGGCCCAUAUGCUGCGGGCCCUGCAGCCAAGGCGUACCAGGCCCCCCAAGCGCAGGCCCAAUCACCGGAGGUUUCUACACAACCAGAUCUGCAGGCAGUUUGCCAAGAUUGAAGCUGCCACCCAACACCUGGCCCUGUCCAUCCUAUCCCAAAAAGCACCUCCCCGGAGACCACCACCCCGAAGGCCACCUCCACCGCCUCCAUCCCCCUUCCUGGGGGUGGCCUGUGCUGAGGCCCCUGUGGAAGUGCCCCACAACGAAGGUCCCACCCUGAGCCUGGCUGCGCUGGACACCUCAACCCUUGACCUCUUUGAUGACAUUCUGCCUGCUCCUCCGUGUCCUUUGGUGGAUCCUGAUCACUUCUGCCAGACUCUCUCUGGUGCUACUCCUCAGGAGGCACCUGAGUUCAUCUCUUAUGCCUCAGGCCCAGGAGACCAGAGACAGCCAAGCACAACGCAGCCUCCAAGGUUCUCCGAUCCCCUGCCUCCUCCCCAGAAUACCCAUGGGGGAAGCCUGGAGCCUGCAGCUCUGGGCUGGGGUUGGGUGGAUAGUUGGGAGGCACCUUGUGAUUGGGAUCCUCAGGGAAUCCUGGAUGGCUGGGGAACCCUUUGAAACCUAUUCAUGACACAGGCCAAACCCAUUUCAAGCCUGACCAAACUCUCCCCUCUUGACAAACCCGUUGGUAGAGUGCUUGCCUAACACAUGCAAGAAAACUUGGGUUCCAGCACCAGAACCCGUAAACCUGUGAAAUAAUCCAAUCCCAGACUCCCCACGGUGUACCACAGCCCAGAGUUCUGCUCCAAGACCCAGGGCCACCUCUGGCCACUUUGAGGACCCCUUGCAGUCCCUGC
Messenger RNA from Phodopus roborovskii (desert hamster), 989 nucleotides. RefSeq names its product chromosome unknown C19orf85 homolog (gene CUNH19orf85). The record is from RefSeq and is a predicted model, not a curated record. The transcript is spliced from 2 exons. Lineage: Eukaryota; Metazoa; Chordata; Mammalia; Rodentia; Cricetidae. Bases 61 to 750 code for a protein of 229 amino acids.